Molecule: messenger RNA, 852 nt
Organism: Fundulus heteroclitus (mummichog)
Lineage: Eukaryota; Metazoa; Chordata; Actinopteri; Cyprinodontiformes; Fundulidae
Product: TBC1 domain family, member 25
Exons: 7
Source: RefSeq, a predicted model, not a curated record
AAAAAAUCAAGAAGAAGAAGAAGAAGAAGAAGUAGCAGCAGCAGAAGAAAAAAAAGCAUCCCCCAUGUCUCUGUGAUCGAGUCCACGUAACAGGAAAAUUAUCCUGAGAGGAGAAUCGUUAAGAUGGCAGGCGAGGAGGAGAGAGGCGUGGUUCGAGUUAAAGUCAAGAAAUGUGAUGGGGUGCUUCCUGUGGAGUUUCGUUCCUUUGCUGUUGAUCCACAGAUAACAUCUCUGGAGGUCCUUCAACACAUCCUCAUCAGAGCCUUCGACCUCAAUGGGAAGCGGAAUUUCAGUGUUAGUUACCUGUCUCGAGAUCGGAGCAGUGUGGAAAUUUACCUGUCUCUGCUGUCUGACUGGGAUUUGGAUGUUGCGUUUAUGAGUGCCUCCAAACCGUUCCUGCAACUCAAGAUGGAUGUGAAGCCUUCUGAGGAGAGUCCAGUAAUGGAGGACUGGGACAUCAUAAGCUCCAAAGAUGUUAUUGGUUCGGAGCUGCUGCUUACAGAAAGGACGAGGUCCUUGGCAUCUGCAGCACUUCCCUUUACUCAGUCUCUGCUGUCCCAGGUGGGACGGACCUUGUCCCGAGUCCAGCAGGCCUUCACCUGGUCUUAUGGCGAGGAGAUCAAGCCUUUCAAACCUCCACUUAGUGAUUCUGAGUUCCACAGCUACCUUAACGGACAGGGCCAGCUGACCCGACCUGAAGAACUACGACUGCGGAUCUACCAUGGUGGCGUGGAGCCAUCACUGCGAAAGGUAUUUGACUGUUGCUACUUUCCUUGUGGCCUCUUCGUGAUUGCCAUUUGCUGGCAGUAUUCCAAGCUUCAUAGCCUUGGCACCAUCCUGGACAGCCCUCUC